This is a messenger RNA of Microsporum canis CBS 113480, 345 nucleotides long. RefSeq lists its product as uncharacterized. NCBI's taxonomy places the organism in Eukaryota, Fungi, Ascomycota, Eurotiomycetes, Onygenales, Arthrodermataceae. Bases 1 to 345 code for a protein of 114 amino acids. The record is from RefSeq and is a predicted model, not a curated record. The transcript is spliced from 2 exons.
AUGGAGAGUUGUACCAUCAUCCAUCUCAGCCAUGAAUCUCGGAGCACGGUGCAGGGGCCAAGCUUUCAAGUGGAUCCCGAGAUCUUUACCCUUUUCAGCAGGGUCCACCUUUUACUAUCACGACCUUUUUUUAUUUUGAGCUUCAAAGACAUCAAAAAAGCAGAUCAAGACGAAGAAGAAGACGCAAACAGCCCAAGACAAGUAAGAUACAGCAGAGAAACCGACAGCUGCGGCAAUACGGCAGAGAUAGAUAUUAGAGGCGAGAUGAGACAGCGGGUCGAGAUCGACGUUCAGGCUGAGCUUCGACAGCCUGUCAAAAUUCACAACACAGCAGAAGGCGGUUAG